Molecule: messenger RNA, 4824 nt
Organism: Nannospalax galili (Upper Galilee mountains blind mole rat)
Lineage: Eukaryota; Metazoa; Chordata; Mammalia; Rodentia; Spalacidae
Gene: Slc41a1
Product: solute carrier family 41 member 1
Exons: 11
Coding region: 990-2534 (514 amino acids)
Biological process (GO): monoatomic cation transport
Cellular component (GO): plasma membrane
Molecular function (GO): monoatomic cation transmembrane transporter activity
Source: RefSeq, a predicted model, not a curated record
GUCCCAGAUCACGUUUGCCACCCACAGCCAACCACUCUUGCCCAAGUCGGCGGGCAAGAAGUGAUUGGGGGUGAGCGAGCUCGGUGCCCAGGCCCCAUCUGGUCCCCGCCGGCCUAAGGCGGUAUAUCCUGCCGUCCCGGCCACCUCCCUGCAGUGUAAGCGGAGUUGCGGCCUCGCCGGCACGCCGACACGAAAUGUAGUGAGCCGGGUGUCCGGGCUGGACGCUCGCCUCGGCUCGGGGUGUAGCGGGGCACACGCGGGAGCUGGAGGACUGCCGAGGGGGAGGAGUGAUGAGAAAAGGGGAUAGCCUGCACCUCCCGAGACCUCGGGCCCCUGCUGCCACUCUCCAGGCGCCCUUCCUCCCCAGCGAGGGGCAGGUGUUCCACACAGAUACUUGUGACUUUAAGGACCAGGCGACUAGGAAAGCACAAAAUCUUCUUGAGAAGGGAGGAGAUCUCUGGAAGAAAGGGGUGAAACAGCAGAUACUGCCCUGGGACUAGCUGAGCCUGAGGUGCUGUGAGAAGCAGAAGGCACCCAGCAGAGGGAGUGGGAAGCCCCAGCCUCAGGUUAUAUUGUGAACAGCUUCUCACAAGAGGCUGCUGAAGCAGACACUCCAGACUCAGGUUGAGCCCUUCCCUUCUGCAUGUGCCUGCUCUGAGGAGCUGGCCACUGACCAAAGAUUCCCCCCAGCACCACAUAGAGCUGCUGGAGGCAGGCACCUGCACGCCUAGUGGAAGCUGCCUCUGCAUCUGGUGAGGAGUUUCUUGUUUCCCUCCAGCCCCUGGCAGCAUUGCUUCAUUGCUUGAUGGGGCUGCCUGUUGGUGAAUCACUUUUAACAGUGCCUAGUAGGAGCAGAGAGCCGUGGGAAGAGGUCCCGCGGCACCCAAGCUUGGGUUCACCCCAAGACUAAGUUCUUUCCUAAGUUAGAGACAGAGAGAAAAAGAGGGAAAAUAAAAGGAAGUUCUCCCCUCCUCUCCUCCCUGCCUGUCAUGUCCUCUAAGUCAGAGCCAAAGGACAUCUACCAGCUGAACAGUAGUGGCCCUACUCCCUCUCCCUGCUCAUCAGAUGGCCCUGAGCGAGAGCCCUUGGCUGGGACCUCAGAGUUCCUGGAGGCUGAUGGGGCUGGGGUGGAGGUGGUGGUGAUUGAGUCUCGAGCCAAUGCCAAGGGGAUUCGGGAGGAGGACGCCCUGCUGGAGAAUGGGAGCCAGAGCAAUGAAAGUGACGACAUCAGCACAGACCAUGGCCCUGCACCACCCUCCCCACUCAAGGAGACCUCCUUUUCCAUUGGAUUGCAAGUGCUGUUCCCCUUCCUCCUGGCAGGCUUUGGGACUGUGGCAGCUGGCAUGGUGCUGGACAUUGUGCAGCACUGGGAGGUCUUCCAGAAGGUGACGGAAGUCUUCAUCCUGGUUCCUGCGCUGCUUGGGCUCAAAGGAAACCUGGAAAUGACCCUGGCAUCGAGGCUGUCCACUGCAGCUAACAUUGGACAAAUGGACACACCCAAGGAGCUCUGGCGAAUGAUCACAGGGAAUAUGGCCCUCAUCCAGGUGCAGGCCACAGUGGUGGGCUUCCUAGCAUCCAUUGCAGCCGUGGUCUUUGGCUGGAUUCCUGAUGGCCAUUUUAGUAUCCCGCAUGCCUUCCUGUUGUGUGCCAGCAGUGUAGCCACAGCCUUCAUUGCCUCCUUGGUACUGGGUAUGAUUAUGAUUGGAGUCAUCAUUGGCUCUCGAAAGAUUGGGAUCAACCCAGACAACGUGGCCACACCCAUUGCUGCCAGCCUGGGAGACCUCAUCACCUUGGCACUCCUCUCGGGCAUCAGCUGGGGACUCUACCUGGAACUGAAGCACUGGAGAUACAUCUACCCCCUGGUGUGUGCCUUCUUUGUGGCCCUGUUGCCUAUCUGGGUGGUGUUGGCCCGACGGAGCCCAGCCACAAAGGAAGUGUUAUACUCAGGCUGGGAACCUGUCAUCAUUGCCAUGGCCAUCAGCAGCGUGGGAGGCCUCAUCUUGGACAAGACUGUCUCAGACCCCAACUUUGCAGGAAUGGCUGUCUUCACACCUGUGAUUAAUGGUGUUGGGGGCAAUCUGGUGGCUGUGCAGGCCAGCCGCAUCUCCACCUUCCUCCAUAUGAAUGGCAUGCCAGGGGAGAACUCUGAGCCAGUUCCUCGCCGCUGCCCCAGUCCAUGCACCACCUUCUUCAGCCCUGAUGUGAACUCACGCUCAGCUUGGGUCCUCUUCCUCCUCGUGGUCCCAGGACACCUUGUGUUUCUCUACACCAUCAGCUGCAUGCAGGGUGGCCACACCACCCUCACUCUCAUCUUCAUCAUCUUCUACAUGACAGCUGCACUACUCCAGGUGCUGAUUCUCCUGUACAUCGCAGACUGGAUGGUGCACUGGAUGUGGGGUCGGGGCCUGGACCCAGACAACUUCUCCAUCCCAUACUUGACCGCUCUGGGGGACCUGCUUGGCACUGGGCUCCUGGCACUCAGCUUCCAUGUCCUCUGGCUCAUUGGGGACAGAGACACAGAUGUCGGGGAUUAGCUUAGCCAUUCAGCCUUUUCCCCAUCCCUCUGCACUUUCUAUUUGGAUUUUUUUUUCUUUUGUUCUACCCUACCCACUCCACACUCCCACAUCUUUCUGGGACUUCACUUUGAUACCAAAUUCUCAUUAUUUUCAAUGGGAAUUUUUAUACAUUGAGCCAAGUUUGAAUAGCAAAAAUUCAGGAAGGACAGAUGGACUGAAAUAAGCAGUACACGUAGACUUUUGAGACAAUCACCAAGUGCAAUUCUAUUGUGGGUGCCUCCAAAUGAGGUGGCUUGGGACACGGGUGUUCUGUCUGGUAUCUGGGGACCUAUGGAUUAGCUUUAGUAACCUCAGCCAUGGCCCCUAAUGAGAAAUUCUUUGUAAAUGGGCUUUGGGUUGUUUGAUUUGGUUAAACAGAGGGAUGAGAGAUAGACAUUCCCACACAUACACAUAUUUUUAUAGAAAUGGACUGACUUCAGAGCACUGAGCAGGAGAUUGUUACUUCAGACUCCUUAUAAUCACAGCCCUAUUCUAGGCCAACCAGCACUCAGGUGAGCUGACUGUUCCAUCUGUGUAUAUGCACUUUGCCCAACUACCAGAUUGUUUUCUAGCUGAAUGGGUGGUGGCCUAGGCUCAUGAAGGAUCCAUGUCAUCCACAGGUUUCUGAAGGUCCACAUUCCCACCUCCCACCCUCACCCUGGGCCAGAGAACCAAGUAUCUCUGUUCAAGCCUUCUCUCUAAUUGUCUCCAAGCACUCCAUUCCCCACAGCUUGCCAGGUGGGCUUCUGAGAUUAGGGACAGGACAAGGGUAUAUGGAGAAUGACCUGGAGAUUGAGGCAGCUGGGGUGUGUGUCUUGCUGCUGUUUGUCAUGAGAACAUAACCACAUAGUCCACCUUGGCCUCUGUCACUUCCUAAAAGUAUUCAUUCUGUUGUGCUGCGGAGGCCAGUUGGCCUCUCUCUUACUCCUGUCCACAGAUGGUCAUCAUCCAUUCGCUCCUUCAGCAAUUUGCAGCCUCCCCGGAUGAGCUCUUCUGCAACAUGAUCUGAGAUUCUCAUUGAGGUAUUCAUAGUGUGCCUACUAUGUUAGGUACUGUGCCAGGCAUUCAUGAGCCAGUGGUAAGGGGAUCACAGCUCUAAUCUUACUUCAUUCCCUAGGUUACAGAAGCCAUGUGCAAGUUCCCUUAUUGUAGGUGUUUGUGCCUACUUCAUCAAGGCACGUUCUGCCUUGUCCUCCUUUUAGACCACAACUCCACAAUGCUGGCCAGCCCAAGUUGCCAGCUCCACUGCUCAACCAGUGCUUAUGUCCUAUAAAACACCCCUCACCAGGGGCGGUGGUGCACACCUUUAACCCCAGCACUCAGAAGGUGGAGGCAGGCAGAUCUCUGAGUUUUAAGCCAGCCUGGUCUACAUAGCAGUUUCAGGCCAGCUAGAGCUGUCCAAAAAAAAAAAAAAAAAACUUUCCUCUCCUUCAUUCCCUGAGGUUUUCAUUCAUGAGGUUUUAGAACUAGCUGGACAUCAAUUGGCUGUUUCAACAUCUGUCUGCCUUGCACAAACUUUGAAGAAAACUAUAUUCUCUUCCCCCACACAUUGCUCCAAAUAGUUCAGCAAAGGUCAGGAGCUUAUAAACACUGUAGCCUAAAGGGCCAGCCUCCAAGAAAGGCUUAAGCAGUGGCUCUGUUUAUACUAAUAGCAUGCCUAGACUUCCAGAGAUUUUUUACUCCCUCAUUUCCUCCCAGGCCACCUAAAAUCAUAGAACCUUGGAAAUGGAAGGUGUCAUAGAAGUUACCUAGUUGAAGUUGUGUCCAGCAGAUUAAUACCAGUUUAGCCUUGUUUCUGUUCUUCCCUUUUGCCUCCUUUCAUCUUUCCCUCCACCUCAACAUACUUGCACACAGACUUUUGUACAGGCAUCAAACUCUGAAACAGCCCCUGUGAGCCCCAGCCAUUUACCCUGUCCUAAUUUCUGGAGUUGGAUCAGGCUGUCUGGAAACUGAAUUAUCCUUCUUCCUUUGCCUCAAAAACAAAGAUAGGCACACCCGAGUCUCAGCAUGUGUGAGCAGAGGAAGACCGGAGCGAGAGGGAAGGAAAAUGAAGUGGACUUCAAUAGAAGAUUCAUUUCUUUCCCCCAAUUGCACCAUUGCAUGUACUUUUGGCCUGACUGCAAGAAACAAAAUUGGUUUACUCUCCUAUCCUUCAAAAGUUAAAGAACUGUGUCUUAAGACAAUUAUUUAUAGUUACUAUAACUGAAUUGACAAAUGUCAACUUAACUGAUAAAUUAUAUUUGGUAAAAUAAAAAGGAAGUUUAUUUCA